Molecule: messenger RNA, 2176 nt
Organism: Esox lucius (northern pike)
Lineage: Eukaryota; Metazoa; Chordata; Actinopteri; Esociformes; Esocidae
Gene: c9
Product: complement component 9
Exons: 12
Coding region: 25-1896 (623 amino acids)
Biological process (GO): immune response
Cellular component (GO): membrane attack complex
Molecular function (GO): protein binding
Source: RefSeq, a predicted model, not a curated record
ACUUUGUUCCCAUGUUCUGUCACCAUGAGGACUGAGGUAACUGCUGCUCUUCUCCUGGGGUUCUAUACCCUAUCCCAGGCCCUAUCUCUGUCCGGGGAGGAGAACAGGACAAGCAGGCGGGAAACUCGGGAGGUCAAGACAGCGCUCCCCAACCCAGUUGACUGUGCCUGGAGUCGCUGGUCUGAGUGGACCGCCUGCAAUCCGUGCACGAAGACACAGCACCGUUCUCGAACCGUAGAGAUAUACGGCCAGUUCGGUGGGAAAUCCUGUCAGGGACAGCCAGUCGGAGAGUCACAGGCGUGUGUCACGCAGGCUGUAUGUGAACCGGACCCCCCUAAGGAGUGCUCCAACAACGAGUUCACCUGUGAAUCAGGGGCGUGUAUUAAGGCGAGACUGUCCUGUAACGGUGACCUGGAUUGUGAGGAUGCGUCCGACGAGGACUGUGAGCCCGUCCGCAGACCCUGCGGAACACAGCAGUACGAAACCAACGAACAGGGAAGGACUGCAGGAUAUGGAGUGAACAUCUUGGGCAUGGAACCCCGAAUGAACCCCUUCAACAAUGACUACUUCAAUGGGCUGUGCACGAAGGUAAAGAGCUCUGUCAGCAACCAGUACAACAGGCUACCUUGGAACGUGGGUGUGCUCAAUUAUGAGACGUUAGUCGAGGAGACCGUUUCUAGGGAGAUCUACGAGGACACACACACACUCCUGAGGGAAUUGAUGACUGAGACAACGUUAACUGUGGGAGCCGGGCUGAACUUAAAGUUCACUCCCACAGAGAAGUCUAUGGACAAGGCCGCGAAGAACAUAGAGGCCACUCCCACAGUGCAGUCUACGGGCAACGCCACAGCAGUCAAGGUCAACACAACUAUGGCCUGGGAUGUGGGUUUGGACUUUGAGUAUAAACGAACUAACAUGAUCAAGAAUGUUGCGGAGUACACCACAAUUAAGAACAAGAGCUUCAUGCGUGUCAAGGGCCGUGUGCAGCUGAGCACCUACAGGAUGCGCUCGCGGGACCUUCAGGUGGCCGGGGACUUCCUAGAACACGUCAAGUCUCUGCCUCUGGAAUACGAGAAAGGACAGUACUUCAGCUUCCUGGAGGACUACGGAACUCACUAUACAAGGAACGGGAAGUCUGGAGGAGAGUAUGACCUGAUCUACGUUCUGAAUCAGGACAACAUACGGGACAAAAAGGUGACAGAGAAGAAGGUCCAGAACUGCAUUAAACUUGGAAUCACAGCCAACUUUGAAAUAAGCUCUGGGAUGGGAGGAGGCGCUCACGUCAGGCCGGACUACUGUAAAGACACAGUCAACAACGACACAGAUGAGAAGGAGGGUAAGGCGCUGGUGGAUAAAGUGAUCACCGGGGUCAGGGGUGGUACCCUGGAGGCCGCGGUUGCCAUGAGAACCCAGAUAACAAAGGAAGGCCUAAUGGACCAAGCGACCUAUGUAGGCUGGGCACGGUCGGUGGGCGAUUCGCCCGCACUCCUCAGAAGUGAGCCCGAGCCUAUUCAGAGUCUGAUCCCGCUGGACAUGCCUGGUGCCAACACCAGGAGGCUUAACCUGAAGAGAGCCACUGAGGAGUACGAGGCGGAGUACAACGUGUGCAAGUGCAUGCCCUGCCACAACGGGGCCACCCUGGCCCUGCUGGACGGACAGUGUCUCUGCCUCUGUCCGCCUCAGUUUGAAGGUCUGGCCUGCCAGGAUGUCAAGACUGACCAGAAUAAGAAUUCCAAAAUGGCCGUGGGGGGCGUUGCUCAGGAGGGGAAUUGGUCGUGUUGGACACCGUGGUCAGGCUGCAGUGGAGGGAAACGUACUAGGACCCGAAUGUGCAACAAACAGGGCCUCACUGGCGCCACCUGCCGGGGAGAUACCCACAGUGAAGACUACUGCUGAGCACUGGCAUUCAAGUCCUGAUGACUCAACAUAAACAAUGCACGCCCAGAUACAUCGACAAAGCCAGAAACUGAUCAAAAUGUGUCCAGAAAACACUUUCUCACACACACAGAUACUCAUGAUUAAUAUCACAAAAUCCUGAUUAAUAUUGUGAAAGAGAAAAUGACAUCCAAUUCCUUGAGGUUUUCCUACUAAUCAUAUUCCAAGGACGUUUGACAACUUACCGUAGAUGUAUAUCUGGAGUUGACAGGGUCCAUAUAAAACAUGUGAAAACAUCCUA